UUUGCGAGCAAAGGUCCUUGGCUGAAUACAUGGAAAUUUUCUGAGUCUAGAGUUAUCACUGUUAAUAUCCAUUUGAUAAUAAAGAAAACGUUUACAAGUAGAUAGACUUGUUUGUCAAGGAUAUUUUUUGUCAAUAAAAGAUAUAAAAAAUAAGCGAAAGAUGUCGGAUGAAAAGAAGGAUGCCAAAGAAUCGGAGCAUAUAAAUUUAAAGGUUCUGGGCCAAGAUAGCGGCGUGGUUCAAUUUAAAAUUAAAAAGCAUACUCCAUUGAGGAAAUUGAUGAAUGCAUAUUGUGACCGAGCAGGAUUAGCCAUAGCUGCUGUGCGAUUUCGAUUUGAUGGGCAGCCCAUUCAUGAACUGGAUACACCCUCGACUUUAGAAAUGGAAGAAGGUGACACAAUAGAAGUUUAUCAACAGCAGACAGGAGGCAAAUUUUAAUAUAAGUUUUUGUUUUAUUUCAUUUUUUUUAAAAUCUCUCUACCCAUGUUCAAAAUAAGUUAUAAUUAAUUUUAUGUAUACGUACACUCUGAAGUCUUGAAGCUGUUGUUCCAAGGAGACAAGUUCUUAACGUUAUCUUUUAGUGUAAUAUUAAAGUUAUGAAUGAAAUAAAGACCAACUUUUAUACAA
Molecule: messenger RNA, 625 nt
Organism: Copidosoma floridanum
Lineage: Eukaryota; Metazoa; Arthropoda; Insecta; Hymenoptera; Encyrtidae
Gene: Sumo
Product: Small ubiquitin like modifier
Molecular function (GO): protein binding
Source: RefSeq, a predicted model, not a curated record